This is a messenger RNA of Letharia columbiana, 654 nucleotides long. RefSeq lists its product as uncharacterized. Bases 1 to 654 code for a protein of 217 amino acids. Lineage: Eukaryota; Fungi; Ascomycota; Lecanoromycetes; Lecanorales; Parmeliaceae. The transcript is spliced from 3 exons. The record is from RefSeq and is a predicted model, not a curated record.
AUGCUGUCCCAAGUCCUGCGCCAUAUGCACUUGCGAUUGAUACCGAUCAUUUGUCUUCCCCUGAUUGCUGUUGUCUUUUCCGCUCAAACCUCUAUGAUCUCUAACAGCACUUUCCUGGAGAGAAUCGUCAGUCUCAAUACCUCCAGCCAUGCUCUUUCGCCGCCCUCAAGUCUCCCAGCUCUUGCGUACACUAACAGCGAACCCCACUACACAUGCAAGCUCCCUUACACGCCCAUGUCCUUGAACUACACCCUAGGCGCCUCCAUCUCCAAGUCGGCCAUAGGCGCCCUCCUCACCUCUGCCCAACGUCAUAUUCAAACCCAGCUUAACAUGGGCCAUGGCUCCGACCGAAUCCAAAACAUCCUUCCGGGCCGGUUCUGGCGUUACAAAGCUGACUUGGUACUCUAUGCGAACGAUUUGCAAUCUGAGCGUCGCGCCUUCACAUGGAGCGAACUAUUCCAGGCGAUUGAUUUGGUGAGGUACUGCGGGUUCGACAGGGGAGUAUAUCUGGAGAUGUUCACGGAUGUUUACAUACGGUAUACAUGGGUAGGGUCCAUUCGGGUCAAGCUUUCGAGAGGACCUUCGCUUGGUGGCCAAAUGAAGACGGAUCUCAUAAAAGAAAGUAAUCAUAGCCUCGCUUCCAACGAAAAUUGA